AUCGAUGAUUUCGACAGUAGUCGCGUUGCAGCACCACUCGUGUGCUGUAUAUGCAAAAGUCCGAUAAUAGGACCCUCUCCUGCAUACACAUGCUCUCUUCAGCAUUCUCCUUGUUCAUUUUUCCUGCACAAAAGAUGUGCAGAAUCACCCGAGCGUAUCAUACACCAUUUACAUCCACAACACCAGCUUCACCUCUGUAAUAAUUAUUGUUACAUGAGUAUAAUCGAGGGGAGAACUAGUCUUGCGACUAUUAGUUUUGCUUGUGCAGCUUGUACCAGCGACAUCAAUGUAUACACGUGGACUUACAACUGUAGAUUAUGUCAGUUGGAUAGGGAAGAAGAAGAAUCUACAAGUGUAGAUCCAUUUGCAUUGUGCGCAAGAUGUGCUGUGAUGGAGUCAGUGCUGGAUCACGAGGGACACGAGCACCACUCGCUAACAUUACUGCGCAGGAAAGUGCGUUUCUCCUGUGAUGCUUGUGGAAUUGAAGCUGCGGAAUUUCAUUCUUAUAUAUGUUAUGAUUGUCACUUCUGGAUCCACAGCAGCUGCGCUGAAUUGCCUCGCACCAUCAAACUCUGGAUUCAUGAGGACGAUACUCUGCAGCUCAUUUAUUCUAUUCCAGAAAUGUACAGGAGAUUCAUUCGGCAUUGCCCCAUCUGCAGCCAAGGACUCGAGCGAAAGAACUGGGCCUAUUUCUGUGAGGAGUCGGGAUAUUUUGUUCACAUCAAGUGUGCUGCUGCUUUAUUAGCGUCAGGGAAAAAUGUGAUUGAAACUGAAGAUGAUUAUGAGGACACAUAUUCUGAUCUGUUGCAAUUUCCACUCCCAAGAAUAGAAUCUUUGGUGCAGAAUUUAAUAGCAGCUCACCGAUCAGGCAAAUGGACUCGUCAAAUGAACGCAAUAGAAGAUGAAGUUGAUAAUGGGGAGGAGAGUCCAGUAAUCAAUCACCGGAAUCAUCCAGUGGAUAAGUUGUUUCUUUUGGAAGAACUUGAAGAUACUGAUUAUAACAGUGAUGAUGAUGACGGUGAUACUAACAAUCAUAUUGAUAAUGGCAAGGAGAGUCCCCUAAUCAAUCACUGGAGUCAUCCGGAGCAUAAGUUGUUUCUUUUGGAAGAACUUCAAGAUGCUGAUCAUAACAGUGAUGAUGAUGAUGAUGAUAAUGAUGAUGAUGAUGAUAAUGAUGAUGAUGAUGAUGAUAAGUUGUUUCUUUUGGAAGAACAUGAAGAUUCUGAUCAUAACAGUGAUGAUGAUGAGAGGGAUACUAACAAGCGUAUUGAUGAGAUGUUGGUGUGUGAUGGAUGUGUCCAACCAAUCUCAACAGCUUCGAAUAAACGUUACUAUGGCUGCAUCGGAUGCAGUUAUUUCCUACACACUACCUGUGCCAAUCACUUGCCAUUGCAGUCCCGUCCAGGAAAAUGUCCAUUUGAUCCUCAACACAUAUUAAAGCUUCAUCACUACAGUACUAGUCCAUUAGAAACUACUAUCUGCCAUGGAUGCGAUGCACGUACCAAUGGAUUCACAUAUCGCUGCUCUACAUGUUGGAGUCGUGCACUUUGCAUUUCCUGUAGUUUAACACCUCACAAAAUUAAACAUGAGUAUCACAAGCACCCCUUAGUUCAGCGUCACGCCACAUCGCUGAAUACAUGCAACGCUUGUUUACAGGUAAUAGAUUACGGGUUUGAAUACGGAUGUGAAAGUUGCAGUGACAUCCAGAUUCAUCCAAGUUGCGCGGUGUCAUUCCCAAAAACAAUACAUCACAGAUGGGAUUCUCAUUCUAUAUCGUUGAUAUAUCCUCCCAUAUAUUACAAGGGCUUAAGAUACUGUGAGAAAUGCGAGCUGGAAGUGAAUCCAGAAGCCUGGUUGUAUCGUUGCAGCGAAUGUGAUCAAUGUUUUCACCCCUUAUGCAUUCGACAACCUCAUCUGAAGCUCGGCCGUACGAUUAAUUCAUCAAUUACUCGUACUCUUCACCAGCACACCUUAACAGUAAGGAUGAUAUACAAAAACAGGUAUCCUCGACGUCUACAUAAAUAUUUGUCCUGCAGAGGAAGAUAUUGUAUGGAGAAAAGGUUUAAGAGUCUUCAAGAACUAGUCUUGGAAUGUGCUGGUUGUAAUUAUAUAAUGUGUCUAUAUUGUUCCUCCCAGCAAAUCAAGUCUUGAGCCUUGAGUCAUGGAAUUAAUCAGAUGGAGCACGGAGAAUGUUCCAACUUUCAGUUGUUGA
Molecule: messenger RNA, 2212 nt
Organism: Daucus carota subsp. sativus
Lineage: Eukaryota; Viridiplantae; Streptophyta; Magnoliopsida; Apiales; Apiaceae
Exons: 2
Coding region: 214-2151 (645 amino acids)
Source: RefSeq, a predicted model, not a curated record